UCGGACAAAACAACCCAAGUCACAGCACUGUACCGUCCUGGAACACGCAGUACUCUCCGUAUUUUCCCAGCCUCGACAAAUAAAUGCUCAGCAUAGGCACCAGAGAAAUAAAACGCACGAAAAACAAGGACCAUUUUACGAACGGAAACAAAAGCGCACUGGCCAUAAAACGCUCGGAGCAUCUCAAUGCAUACCCUCUGUGCCCGAGGAACGAUGAAACCAGAGAUAAACGCCGCCGUCGGGUUUCUGUCGAGAUUCCUGCGGAUUAAAGGACAUGUGAACGACAGACAGCUCCAGACAUUCAGCCAGACCCUACAGGACAUCCUGGCAGAGCAAUACAAACACCACUGGUUCCCAGACCGUCCAAACAAGGGUUCUGGGUAUCGCUGCAUACGUAUCAACCACAAGAUGGACCCUCUGGUUGGACAGGCUGGUCAGCGCAUCGGGCUGAGCAUUCAGCAGCUAUACCUGUUGCUUCCCAGCGAGCUCACAUUGUGGGUCGACCCAUUUGAAGUGUCAUACCGCAUCGGAGAGGACGGCUCCAUCUGCGUGCUCUACGAAUCCCAUCCCGGCACCAACGGAAACCCCAGCACCACCACUGGAAACAGCAUCCCCGCCUCAUCUGUCACCCAGGUAUCGGCCAUGGUGGAAAGUCACAUCAGCUGCAAGGAGGAACUACUGGUUUUGGGUCGUACCAGCCCAGCUAAACCCUACAUGAUGACUGUGUCCAGCUAAACGGGUCACAGAAGUCAUUUUUAAGAAAUAAAAAAGAGAGAAAGGAGAAGAAGAAGAAAAAAAAAACAGGAUGUGUCCUAUCGUCCAGGUGAUGGAAACCUUGUAGGUUUAUUUUUCACUCGUUUUGGUUGUCUGUUCUGUUAUUGUGUUGGAUCUACCAGAGGCUUGACCCUGGGGCAGCUAAUGAAGACCUAAAACACCGCCCGGCCCCCCAGCUCACAGAGACUGACCCACUCCCACGGCAGUGGUCAUUGGGGGGGAGGGCGUUUCUGCCAUCAUCUGCCGAUGUUGACUUUGCACUUUCGCUUUCACGGUUUAUGUUAUUGCAUAAACACAAACUCCCUCUAAAAUGUUAAGGAAUUAUGCUCCAUUAUGUUUCAUCAUGCCCUUUUUCUCCGUUUGCUGUCGAGCUGAGGCCCAAACACUGGGAGCCUGUGCCAGACCCUAGUGCCGCUCUGAGCCUCAUUUUUCUAAAAACCUCACUUUUUUGGACCACAAAGCGGUACUUUUGUCUCUUCUUGGUGUCUGGUAGGGCUUCUUUUGGGCUUCAGGUCGACAUGAACCGGUUUCAAGCCGCCUCCAUCCUGUACACUGCCUCUGUGGAAUAUCUGUGUCAUACUGUUACCCACGCUAGCCGUCGAUGGCACUGUGAUGCAAAGGUUCUCAUGCUUGUAGCUUUUCUAGGGGCUCCCUCCUGGAUGAAUGUAAUUUCUAACAAAAAA
Danio rerio (zebrafish) is the source of this 1457-nucleotide messenger RNA. It is a transcript of the gene btg1, whose product is annotated as BTG anti-proliferation factor 1. NCBI's taxonomy places the organism in Eukaryota, Metazoa, Chordata, Actinopteri, Cypriniformes, Danionidae. The record is from RefSeq and is marked provisional.